UUGUGUUUAAUCUUAAGUGGGACAAGAUGAGACUUUUGCUAUGCGCAACAAUUUUGAUAGCUUUUUUAGCAACAAGCAUUCAUGCAGCUGCCUCUGUUGGAAAAUUUUCUGAUCCAAAACAUCCCGGUAAAUGUGUAAUCGAUGGCAAUGUAAUGUCACCCGGUGAAAAAUUGCAACCUCCUGGUACCUGUGCUGAAUUGGCGUGCCACGAUGAAGAAGGAAAUGGAAGCAUUACCGGUUGUGGUGUAAUAGGUGCACCACCAAAUUGUCGGGUAGCUGAUUUUGAUACAAGUAAACCACAUCCAAGUUGUUGUCAAAGAGACAUAAUAUGUGAUUGAAAAACCAUGAAACUCAAGUCGAAUGUAAAUAAAGAAAUGUAUAUAAGACCCCUAUGUGGGAAUAUAUAGAAUAUUAUGAA
Messenger RNA from Teleopsis dalmanni, 418 nucleotides. RefSeq lists its product as uncharacterized. The coding region runs from base 27 to 338 and encodes 103 amino acids. The transcript is spliced from 2 exons. The record is from RefSeq and is a predicted model, not a curated record. NCBI's taxonomy places the organism in Eukaryota, Metazoa, Arthropoda, Insecta, Diptera, Diopsidae.